Messenger RNA from Dreissena polymorpha, 4303 nucleotides. RefSeq lists its product as uncharacterized. Lineage: Eukaryota; Metazoa; Mollusca; Bivalvia; Myida; Dreissenidae. Gene Ontology annotation, biological process: protein ubiquitination. The record is from RefSeq and is a predicted model, not a curated record. The transcript has 37 exons. Bases 165 to 3956 code for a protein of 1263 amino acids. Gene Ontology annotation, cellular component: cytoplasm. Gene Ontology annotation, molecular function: ubiquitin-protein transferase activity.
AUUUCGGACGAGCAGAAGUGUGUUCAUUGAAUCAUCUGAUGCUUAAUGAAAAUUGAGUGAGAGCCAUGCAUUGUAAUUAUUUCAAAUGGUUGGAUAAUUAUUUAAUUUGAACCCGAAUAAAAUGCGUUCGCUAUAAAUCACAAGCAAAAGAAUCAGCGACCGGAAUGGCUUCAAACCAUCCAGAAAAUUUAGAAGGUACAAAAUCACCGCCUUUUACGCCAGUGGAAACAGUUCCCCCAAAAAAUAGUCUCCAGGCGGAACCUUCAGGAUCAAGAUCAAAUCAAGAAAGUAAAAAUUCAGAAACAUCGCAAUCACUUACAGCGCCUACAACACCGAAAGCAGAUACAUCAGAAACUCAGAACUUAAGUUUAGGGUCGUUUUAUAAGAAGCCAUUUGUUUAUGGAGAAAUUGACUUUAAGCGCAAUAGACCGAGCAAAGGCACAUGCCUUGUUACGGGUGGAACAAACACUGGCAUUACAAAACUAGUUGGAAAAUGCGUUCGUGGCUACAACAAAACCGUAAGAGGCAAAACUGACACAUGUUUAGCUAUCGGAAUUAUCAUCUUGGGUCACAAACAGAAUACGGACUUGUUUAUGGAACAAAAAAGGUUUGGUAUUGACAACGACGGGACCAUAUUUCUAGCGGACAUUAGAGGCAAAAGGUGGACUUUUAAUCCAGCAAUACUGCCUAAAUAUUGUAUUACAACUACAACGAAUGUCCCGAAAUGUGAAGAAAAAAACAAUAUUGUUACGGAUGUUCCGUGGUCAUUUCAAUUUCAAGAGGGUGACAUCGUUAAGAUCGAAAAGAUAAGCAGCAACCAAACGACGCCGCAGAACCUAAAAGGAAUAAUGAUUGAACAGACACUUGGUAAAAUUGGAACUGUAAUCACGGUGGAAAAAAACCUUGAUCUCCAGAUUCGAGUAUGCGGGGCUGAAUGGCAUUACCAACCACAUGAUGUUACAUUACUGUCUCCAGAGGAAUUGAAUCGUCAAUUGAAAGAAUGGUUGGAGAAUCACGAGCAUAGGCAGAACCAAUUGGUGAAUUUCGUUAUGUCAGGAGAUGCAAACGGAAUGAAAGACCAACUGCAGAAAGCUUUACGGAGCCAGACACCUACUCGAGUCGGCAUUGACUACAAUGGUGAUUUAUAUAUUAAUGAUGGGGAAGGAAAAAGGAAAAUUAUCCAACUAGAUGAAUGGAAAGACGUCAAUGCAAGUGAUGUUUAUUACAUAAAAGAAAUAACCACCAAAGCGGGUAGUUCAGAUGAUCAGCGCUUCGCUGUUGGUGAUCUGGUUCAAAUAUGCAAUCACAGUGCGAAGCAUAAGAACAAGCAAAACAUUGAUAGGCGGAUUCACUUUGAUAGGACAUACAGAAAAAUUGGCAUGGUACUUCAAGUGGAUGAAAACGACCUGCAGAUAGACGUGUGUGGUUCUGUUCAAUGUUAUAAAUCACAAGAUGUUGCUAAAGUGUCUUUAAAUUCGCUUACGAGCCUCUUGAAGAAGUGGUUUAUAAAUCACAUGCCUAUAGAUACGAAGGAUGAUAUGGUGAAAGCCGUCGACGAUGAAAAUGUCGACGAAGUGCGGAAGCUACUUGGGCGUGUCAAGAAGGAUAAAGACAUAUUCGGCGUUGACACAGAAGGGUUCUUGUUUGUCGUGGAUAUCGAUGGCAAAAGGACUUUAAAUGUGGUUGGUGGUUCCAUCUCGCCGCCUUUUGUUGAAGGCGACAUCGUUAUGAUCUGCAGCAACAAACGUACACUGAAGGAUCUGCAAAAUGGACAGUGGCGAAAAGGCAUGGGGCGGACAACUGGAAAAAUUGGCACAGUACUGGAGGUUCACAACAAUAUUGAAAUGCGGAUUAAAGUAUGUGGUGUUGAAUGGUGGUACAGACCACAGGUCGUUGGGCUGGUGUCUCUAGAGCGUUUGACUUGCAAGCUGAAGGCGAUGGUAAAAAGUGACAUGCCUGAAACUGACAAAUUGCUAAAUGCCGUGAUGUCAGGCGAUGCCAGACGUGUAGGUAGAGAACUGAGCAGUUAUCUUAAGGCUCAAGUUGUGUUUGGUCUCGAUGAAGGUGUCAUAUUUGGUAUUGAUGUCAGGGGACAAAGGCACAAUAUCGAUGUAGCUGGAAUUCUCGUUAAUCCUAUCUACGAAAAGGGAGACUUGGUGCAGAUCGGCGACGAUCCAACUAAGCUGGAGAACCUACAAGGCAAACUAUGGCAGGAUGAAAUGAAGAAGACAGUCGAUAAAGUUGGUUUAGUUGAAGAUGUUGACACAAACAAUGACCUGCAAAUCAAAGGAUGGCAAUGGAAGUACAGGCCAUAUGCUGUUAAAAAAGUGUCUCUCGAUGCGUUGACAAAGCAGAUUAAGAAGUGGGUUGAGACGCACAUGCUUGGAAAUGAAAACGACGAAAUGCGAACAGCUGUCAUGACCGAAAAUGUUACACAAGUGAGGAAACUACUGGGCAGUGCUGAACAUAAUCAAGGGCUGUUCGGCAUUGACGAAGAAGGAUCAUUAUUUGUCACGGAUAUCAACGCAAAAAGGAGGACGCUUAUUGUUGCGGAUGAUUCGAUUCAUCCAACAUUUACCAAAGAUGACAUCGUACAGAUUUGCAAGAAACCCUACGCAAUUGCCACAGUAGUAAAAGAUGACAAUAAAGAUGAGCUGUCGAUAAAAGUGUGCGGUGUUGAAAAGACCUUCAAGCGAAAAGAUGUUCAUUUAGUGCCUCUCAAGCGAAUGACUAACGAGUUAAAAAUGUGGUUUGAGAUGUACAAACCUCAAACUUUGAAGGACGCGAUGACGGAAGCCAUUCAGUUAGAAAACGCCUCCGAAGUGGGUGAACUAUUGAGGAAAAGCAUACAUAUUAAGGAAGAGAACGACCAGCAAGAGUGUGGUAUCGACAAAGACGGUUCCUUGUUUAUAAAGGAUAUCAAUGGCAAAAGAAGGACGUUCACUCUUACUGGUGGUUCAAUUUCUCCAACAUUUUUUAAAGAUGACAUCAUUUUAAUACGCAGUGAAGCUAAGGAAAUUGAACACAAUGGAAUUUGGAAAGAAAAUGAGAAACAGACACUUGGUAAAAUUGGUACAAUAGUGGAAGAGCCAACAGAAAGUGAAAUGACAAUCAAAGUGGGCGCAGAUAAGUUCCUUUACUGUCGAACAGAUGUUACUUUAGUAUCCAUCGUGCACCUGACUGAAAACUUUAAGGAGUGGUUAGAGGAUAACUGGCCACAACUUGAAAAGAAACCGCUUGGACAAGUAGUGAAGUAUGGCAAUGUGAAAGGAGUCAGUGAUGCACUGACUUGUGAUCAAAAGGACCGGAAAAAUGGAGUGUUCGGUAUUGAUGACGACGGCGAGGUCUAUGUAACUGAUAUCAGCAAUGAAAGGCACUUACUCAACAAAGCUGAACAUAAUAACAACGACACUUCAAAACGUUCCCUGUCCAUGGAGACUUUCCGGUUUAAUGCUGACGAAAUCAGCAGCACACAGCAGAUUGGUAAAGAUGACCUGGUGCGUAUCUCUAACGACCAGUCGUUGAUUGUGGUACUGCAGGACAAUAGUGAUGAUGUAGAAACGACGAAGAUACUCGGUAAAUUUGGGAAAGUGCUGAGCGUGAAAGAUGAAAAUGCACUCGUGAUCAAAGCGUGUGGUCUGACUUUGCACUGCAGUAAAACUUCAGUUGUUAAAGUUUCUCUUAAGAGAUUGACUAACAGGUUAAAACUGUGGUUUGUGGCUAACUGGCCUGAACUUGAUGAUUUUGGAACUGCUGUUGUGUCAAAACAGUACAAAAAAGUGGGUGAAUUACUGAAAAAGGAAUUUAAGUCGCAAGACAGUCCUCUCAGAGGUUACAAACGAUAUCAAGAUACCAAAGGUUCUGAACGCCAGCUCGACCGAAACCACGAUCGUUUCAUACUAGUGGACGAGACAGUUAUUAAAAGUUUUGGUAGCGAUAUGAAGUUUCGAGCCUGAACUACAUAAUAAAAUAGCAUAUGAAAUGUCUACAGCUAGAGUGAAAUAUCACAUGGAGCCAAUGAUGAACGAGUCCCCGAAUGGCCAGACGUUACAAACAAACGAGUCGACCCAUAAGAAAACAAACAAGUUAGAGGCGCAAUUGAACCAGGAUGCGUCUACUGUGGAUACCGAUUGAAACUAUUAAGAAUAAUAAAGCUGAAACAGAUUUGCCUUGACCAUAGCUUCAGAUUCUUCGUACAAAAUACCAGUCAUCAACAUUGCUGCAAACUGUAGUGAAGAGACUUUGGCGUUAGUUAAACGAGUAGCAGAAAAUUACACUACCACGCUGAUUGUGAACUUUUCAG